UCAUCACCCUCCCUCCCUUCGUCGAUCCACAUUAUUAUUAGGGAUUGGCAGGCACAUCCGAUCCACAUGGCGCUCCCGCAGCUCCGCGUGCUCCACACCGCCCUCCUCACGCCCUCGCCAGCUUCUCCCGCACUGCCGCCCCGCUCCCUCCCGCUCACCUUCUUCGACGUCAAGUGGCUCCACCUCCCGCCCGUCGAGCGCCUCUUCCUCUACCGCCUCGCCCCGGACGCCGACGUCCCCGCCAUCCUAUCUGCGCUCAAGGACUCUCUUUCCCGCGCUCUUGGCGCCUUUUACCCGCUGGCCGGCCACGUCCGCCUCACCCCCGGCACUACGCACAACCGCUACGACCUCUUCUACCAGCCUGGCGAUGCUGUCCCCUUCACUGCUGCCGAGUACGACGUUGACAUCGACGACCUCGCCUCCGACGACCCUGUCAAGGUGGCCAAGAUCGCAUCACUUGUGCCGGAUCUGCCCAAGGGCCGCGCGGUGCUAGCCGUGCAGGCCACGCUCUUACUGCCGGGGCACCGGGGCCUCGCUCUCGGUGUCACCGUCCACCACUCCGCCUGCGACGGUACCAGCUCCACGCACUUCCUCCACACCUGGGCGGCGGCCUGCGCCGGAGCAGAGCCACCUCCACCGCCCCCGGUCAUCGACCGCGCCCUCAUCCCUGACCCCGGGGGCCUCUACGACAUCUACAUGAAAAGCCUGCCGCCGAUGAUCUCCAACGGCGACGAGUUCGAGUUCGCCAGCAAGAAGCCCGUCGUCGACGACAAGCUCCUUGCCACGUUCACGCUACCCCAACAACUCCUGGAGAGCAUCAAGGGCGCGGUCGCCCGCGAGGCGUCGAGGCGCUGUUUGCCGCCGCCCCGGUGCUCAUCGCUGCUCGCCACCUACAGCUUCAUCUGGUCUUGCUACUGCCGAGCGAGAGAACCGACGCCGAGGGGGGAGAAAAGGAAAAGUUACUUUUUGUUCUCGGUCGAUCAGCGAGCGCGGCUGAGGCCGGCCGUCCCGGAAAAGUACCUGGGCAACUGCCUCUGCCCGGCCAUCGCCAUUGCGGCCGAGGACGAGGUCGCAGCCGCUGGUGCGGGCGGACUGUUCGCGGCGUGCGCGGCAGCGGCGGCGGCAGUCGAGGAUGAGGUGGGCGAGGGGGCGCAGGGCAGGUGGGACGGAAGCGUGGCUCGGGUGAAAGAGGCGGUGGCGAACGGGACUCUGUCAGUGGCCGGGUCGCCGAGGUUCCGAGUGUACGACGUCGACUUUGGUUUCGGGCGGCCAGUGAAGGUGGACAUCGUAUCGGUGGCGAAUACAGGCGCGAUAUCGGUGACGGAGGGCCGUGGAGGGUCAGGUGGUAUGGAGGUGGGCAUCUCUAUGCCGGCGGAUGCCAUGGACAGGUUCCGGAGGUGCUUUGCCGACGCCAUCGCCUCGCUCUCACCCCUGCGUGCUCCGUAGUUAAGAUUUCCGGCCGGGUGCAACAGGAGCCCUUCGUUCGUUGGUUGGUUAAGAAAGAGGAGGUUAUAUUCCCUAAAUUGUUUUAGGGGAUUUUUCUUUCUUACCUGAGGGCCUCAAUUGAACUGGAAUUUCCUCCACUUUUGCUUGUUAAUGAUAAAAGGUUUUGUGGGCCUAAGGGCUUUAGCCUAUGAAAGGAAAUAUUCUACAGUCAAUCGAUGUGAAUUUGGGCUUUCAAACUAAAUGGGCCUGGACUUUCUACUUCUUGAAAGAAAGAAAAGGAGAUAGCACAACUGCAUUUUUUU
Messenger RNA from Phragmites australis (common reed), 1748 nucleotides. RefSeq names its product malonyl-CoA:anthocyanidin 5-O-glucoside-6''-O-malonyltransferase-like. The record is from RefSeq and is a predicted model, not a curated record. NCBI's taxonomy places the organism in Eukaryota, Viridiplantae, Streptophyta, Magnoliopsida, Poales, Poaceae. The transcript has a single exon. Bases 67 to 1446 code for a protein of 459 amino acids.